GGGCGUGGUUUACUCGACGCUGUGUAGAUCUGUGGGACCGCCAAGCUAGAGCUUCCGAAGUGUUUUCGGCUGGCUGUUCUUUGUCCUCCAUUACAGCUCGGAUUCCCAGCUCGACUGUACAGCGCAGGCCCGAAGUAGCGCAGCCGCUCUGAGUCUGUAGUGAGAGUCCUCCCUUCGUCCCCUGGCCAUGGAUGAGCACUCGGUGCACCAGGCGGAGCACAUGACCACCAUCGAGGCCCACGCCGUCUCGCAGCAGGUGCAGCAGGUGCACGUGGCCACCUACACGGACCACAGCAUGAUGAGCGCCGACGACGACUCGCCCUCGUCGCCCGACGACGACGUCUACGACGACUCGGACAUCCUCAACUCCACGGGCACUGAUGAGGUCACCGCCCACCUGGCUGCCGCAGGGCCAGUUGGAAUGGCAGCAGCUGCCGCCGUGGCAACAGGAAAGAAACGCAAAAGGCCUCACAUCUUUGAAUCUAAUCCUUCUAUCCGAAAAAGACAACAGACAAGAUUGCUUAGGAAACUGCGGGCCACUCUGGACGAGUACACCACGCGUGUGGGCCAGCAGGCCAUUGUGCUCUGCAUCUCGCCCUCCAAGCCCAACGCCGUCUUUAAAGUGUUCGGUGCCGCCCCACUGGAGAAUGUUGUGAGGAAAUAUAAGAGUAUGAUCCUGGAGGACCUGGAGAAUGCGCUGGCUGAACACGCACCUCCUGGAGGGGACCUGAGCUCUGAGCUGCCCCCUCUAACUAUUGAUGGCAUACCUGUGUCUGUGGACAAGAUGACGCAGGCUCAGCUCCGGGCCUUCAUCCCAGAGAUGCUGAAGUACUCCACAGGCCGUGGGAAGCCCGGCUGGGGCAAGGAGAGCUGCAAGCCCAUCUGGUGGCCAGAGGACAUCCCCUGGGCUAACGUGCGCAGCGACGUCCGCACCGAGGAGCAGAAGCAGAGAGUGUCAUGGACACAAGCUCUACGCACCAUCGUGAAGAACUGCUACAAGCAGCACGGGCGUGAGGACCUGCUCUAUGCCUUCGACGACCAUCAGGUCGUGACCCAUCAGCCGAUGGCCACACAGGCCACCCACAGCAUCGCACACCUGGUGCCCUCACAGACAGUGGUGCAGACUAUCAGCAACCCCGACGGCACCGUGUCACUUAUCCAGGUUGGCACAGGACAAACCGUGGCGACCCUCGCCGACGCCUCGGAGUUGCCAGGCACGGUAACCGUGGCGCAGGUCAACUACUCGACGGUGACGGAUGGCGAGGUGAUGAGCUGGACGACGUUGCAGGGCGGCGAGAUGACUAUUCAGACCACACAGGCGUCCGAGGCCACGCAAGCCGUGGCGUCGCUAGCUGAGGCAGCCGUCGCUGCCUCUCACGAGAUGCAGCAGGGGGGGACCGUUACCAUGGCGCUCAACAGUGAGGCGGCAGCACACGCAGUGGCCACCCUGGCAGAGGCCACUCUGCAGGGCGGUCAGAUUGUGCUGGCGGGAGAGACGGCUGCCGCCGUAGGAGCGCUGACCGGGGUGCAGGAUGGCAGUGGUACGAACAACUACAGCCUGGUUCAGAUCCCUGUCAGCAUGUACCAGACCGUGGUCACCAGCCUCGCCCAGGGAAACCGGCCCAUGCAGGUGGCCAUGGCGCCGGUGGCCACACGCAUCGAGAACACUGUGACACUCGACGGACAGGCCGUGGAGGUCGUGACCUUGGAACAGUGACAUACCACCCCCCUGCAGGUGUUUGGAAUGGGCAGCAUCGACCACCAGUAAAGCCCUUUGGGGGUUUGGGUCGUUGGGGUUGUGGUAUGCCUAUUUUGACGCACUGUAAUAUAUGUGUUGUUUAAAGACAAAAAAAUAUUACUAUAUAUUUUUGACUUUUUACACCUGCAGGGGAUUCACAAGUUCCAGGAAUGGAUCAUUAUCAAUGCAUUGUUUACUGUGUAAAAAGAGGAUGUGUUUCUUUUUUGGGUUUUGUUUUUAUUUGUUUUUCAUUAUGGAUUUUCAUUUUCUUUUUUUUAGCUUUCUGAUGUUAAGGAUCUAGAGUAUUUAGUAUUUAUUUUUUAAACUUGUGUUCAGCAAAGCAGAAGGAAGCAAACCAAAAACCGAGGGUGGGACGGGGUCGAGCCUGUGGCAUACCCCCACACUCUCUCACGACCACAGAACUCCAUUUUGUCCUUAAGUGUCCAUUGCUUUUUCUUUUCUUUUCUUUUUUCCCAAGCUCUCGGAAUGAAGCAUUUUUGAUCUGUAGGUUGCAGGCACCGGCAGGUCCCCCCAGGAUGUGUCCCAUCUUUCAUUCACUCUUGUCCCACACCCUCAGUGUGUAUUGCCUUCAUCACAGACUGCAUUAAAUGUGACUGUUUUCCAUCAUGGUUGUGGUCACUUUGUUUCCAGCUCAAUGCACAAGGGUACGUUUAAUACUCGCAUUUUGGUUGUUCAUAUUUGUAUAUUGAACAAAGAUUGAUAGUGACUUCAGCUAAAAAUGGGUGGCCCGGUGUCUGAGGUGUGUUUGUAUGUAUGUCUGAACUGCCAAGGAAGCCAUUUUGAAAUCUGAAAAGUACACUGCCUCUGUUUGUCCGUCACAUACUCAUCUGGUGGCUUUCCUGGGUAUUUUAAAUGCAUAUCUACUAUGAAAAAAAUGCUUUGUGUGUGUGCGUGUGUAUGUGUGUAUCUCCCUUAGGGGUGUUUCCCAUGUGCACCAUUUUAUACAUUUUCAUUAAAAAGAAGAGGAAACAACAGUAUCCAUUUUAAUGGAACACUAUUUAAAGAAAAUGUAAUUGGAAUUUCAAAAAGAUAAAUUGUAUGUUUGGAGGGGGCUGAACGAUUGAUAAUGAGGUAUUCAAGGCAUGUGGUCUGUGAGCUCCAAAUAAAAUAUUGACUGUUCACAAAAAAAA
This is a messenger RNA of Clupea harengus (Atlantic herring), 2889 nucleotides long. It is a transcript of the gene nrf1, whose product is annotated as nuclear respiratory factor 1. Gene Ontology annotation, molecular function: DNA-binding transcription factor activity. The record is from RefSeq and is a predicted model, not a curated record. Gene Ontology annotation, biological process: regulation of transcription by RNA polymerase II. Lineage: Eukaryota; Metazoa; Chordata; Actinopteri; Clupeiformes; Clupeidae.